Molecule: messenger RNA, 5422 nt
Organism: Syngnathus typhle (broad-nosed pipefish)
Lineage: Eukaryota; Metazoa; Chordata; Actinopteri; Syngnathiformes; Syngnathidae
Gene: lrrc38b
Product: leucine rich repeat containing 38b
Exons: 2
Coding region: 774-1655 (293 amino acids)
Cellular component (GO): voltage-gated potassium channel complex
Molecular function (GO): potassium channel activator activity; transmembrane transporter binding; voltage-gated potassium channel activity
Source: RefSeq, a predicted model, not a curated record
CCCCCACCGAGGGAGGAUGGGAUUGUUUUGAGGGUGCGAGCUGAGUCGUGCCAUAGUCGGAGGCAGACAUCGGAGCUGCACGGCUGUGCCUGUGUGUGUGUGUGUUCGUAUGUGUGUGUCUGUGUCUGCACGCAUCAUGCUCCCGCUUGGAUGCUAAUUCUCCUGCUCCUGAUCGGACUUAAAGAGUACAGCUGGGGUGUCAUUUUUUUUUCGGGGAGGGGGGCUGCAUGCUGGGAGCUCCGCCAGGGAAUCACAACAGUAUUACUAAUAAAAGGUGGGGGUGGGGUGUCGGAGAGGGUCGUGGGGGGGAGGGAUAAUCUUACACCACGCUUGAGCGAUGUUCAGCGGGAUUCUCUGUGUGGUCACAAAGGCUUUUCCCUCUCGCUAAAGGACCGAUGGGGGGACGCGGUGGCGGCUUGGCAUGCUUGAAUCCCACCUCGGCGUCCCAGACCUUUUUGGUGACCGCUGCCAGAUCCACCGAGGACCCCCCUACCCCUACCCUCCGUUUGCCCCCUAAAGCCGCAAACAUCCUCCACAUGCCCGGUCUAUACCUUUGGCCGCUCGAGUGUCUUCAUCCCUUCUGACGCCUAAAUGAGCUCUUUGACCUUGUUGCUCCGACGUCACCCCCCGAGCCCCUGUAUAUUCCGUCAUGUUCCAUCACUGGGGUUGAUCGGACGACUUUCACUCUCCCGUUCCCAACCCUCGUCCCAAUCGCCCGUCCUCUGACCCCUACCCUAUUUACCCUCUUUCCCCCCAAAACUGCUUUCCCCCGCAUGACCAUGUGGCCAUGUGUCUGCUGGCUCCAGCCUGUCCUCAUGGUGCUGACCUCUGUGUUCUGGACCCGUGGGGAGAACUGCCCAGCGACCUGCUUGUGCCCGGACCCCCACACGGUGGACUGCAGCGGCCGCGGGCUGACCCACCUCCCGGAUGAGAUCCCCCUCGACGUCCGCCGGCUCCUGCUGGCCGACAACUGGAUACCCCGCAUCCCCUCCGACUUCCUGGUUCUGUACAGUGACUUGGUCUACCUGGACUUGCGGAACAACACGUUGUCAUACAUUGAGCCGGGGACCCUCAGCACCUCUUCUCGGCUGGUCUUCCUGGACCUUGGCAGCAACAACUUGACAGAAAUCCCCAAGGGCACUUUCGGGGAGUCCCGGAGCUUGAUCAAACUUCGACUGGGUAACAACCCCUACCUGAGCAUGGUGAACGAAGACGCCUUCCUAGGACUCACCUCGCUCCGGGAAUUAGAACUGGAGCGUAACGCUCUUUCAAGCCUCAAGGUGGGCGCGCUAAGUCAGCUGCCCUCCCUGCGGGUGGUGAGGCUGGAGGGCAACCCUUGGGUGUGCAACUGCAACUUUUCCAGUCUUUUUGCGUGGCUCAUGGAGAACAGUCAAAAGCUUCCCAAUGGAGUGGAAGGCAUGGAGUGCUCUCUCCCCACGGAUGGCCGCCGCGUGUCCCUGACCCAGCUCUCCAAUGACAGCUUCCGCGAGUGCCAGGCCAGCCUGACUCUGACGGACCUGCUCAUUAUCAUUUUCUCGGGCAUUUCCGUGUCUGUGGUAGCCAUCAUGACCAGCUUCUUCCUGGCGUCCACCGUUCACUGCUUCCAGCGCUGGAGUAAAGGUUCCAAGGGUGAUGAAGAGGAGAGCGAGGAAUGACAAGUAUGUGCUUUUAUAAAGGGCUGGUCUGAUCCAGAUGUUUCUCACGUGGACAAGACUUCGCAAAACGGAAGCGUGAGAUGAGGUGACAGAUUUGUGCUGCUUCCUCCCUGCUGAACGUCCUUCCGAGACUUGGAAUCAUUUGGUAAAAUUGUUGAUUUCUUUGCUAAGAGGCAUCUUGACAUGAUAUGAAAAGUCACUCCUGAGGGAUAUGAUACUAUUAGUGGGCUGCUCAGCUCCACUCAACAUGACUUUGAAUUUUUCAAACAUAGCUUGGGUAGCAAUUUCCAUGGUUUGCUUAAAAAAAUAAAGAAAUAAAAAAAAUAAAAAGAAACCGCAGGGAAAAGUUUGGGCUGUGUUCACACCUGUAGUUUGGCAUUCAUGUCCUGACCAAAGUUAACAAAGAGGUACAUGGAUUUGGUGUUUUUGAGUUUUUAAUAUCAAUACCCUUAUGGUAAAGAAAUGAUUUUCUCAAAAUAUGAAUUCCCCAAAUCAGCAGACUUGCAAGAAAAUUCAAAAUACAAAAUUUUAAUUUCUUAUAUACAGGUGUGUCUCAAUAAAUUACCGUGAUUUUCCAUGCAAAAUACGCCCCCGUGCAUAAUACGCACCCUAAAAAUGGCAUGUCGAUGCUGGAAAAAAUCCUGUACCCAUGUAUAAUACGCACCCAAAUUUUGACUCUUACUUAAGUCCGUAAACGUAAAAUUAUUUAUGAAAAAAGAUCAUCUUUGGCAACAACCGGAUGUUAUUCUGCCGGUCAGUAUCACUGCGCAUGCGCUGGCAAACUCGAUAGCGGAGAAAUGUUUCGGAUUUGUGUAGGGUACAUUGUGACAGCAAACGAGCAGGUGAUCGACCAAGCGUCUGAUACGAGAGCAUUGUGUUCGUAUGGAGCGUGUUUGAAGUGAACAGCAGAGAAGAGAGGAACAAGGCAAAGUGUUGUGAAAUACAAUAUUACCUGUAAUACGCAUUUAGGUAGAGAACUGCACUCUCGCUCUUUAUAUAGCUGACGUGUCUUGCGCAUCCGUUCUGCGCAUCUGUAAUGGCUGCCUCCGUAUGAUAUCCGGUUUGCGAUGGAGAUUAAAAAACAAACAAUAUUUGACAAUAACACACCAGCAAGGAUUGCACCAUCGCAUCAAACGAUGUGUCGUCAAUUAUGAAUUUUACUGACUAAGUGUCUUGGGCAGGAUGGCUGAAUGCAAUGCGCGAUUGACAACAAACAAGAAGAAAGGUGUGAUUUCAAGUUUUAUUUCGAGGGAAAUUUUCUUAAAAAAUUGUUGUAUCCAUGCAUAAUGCGCACCCCAGAUUUUAGGACAAUAAAUUAGCUACAUUUUGUGCAUUAUGCAUGGAAAAUCACGGUAGAAUAUGGAGGAAAACUAUUUCACAAAUUGAACUGAAAAAAUCAAACCUGCAAACAAGUGUGAACACAACCUUUAUAAUGAUAUUUUCAGAGGGUUACAGUUGAUCAUACCCAAGGAAAUAUACGAAAGAUGUCAUACAGACCAAUGACCUCAAUAUUUGACCUAUGACAUCACAUCCUGUCAUUCACGCUGACUUUUUUUUCUAAAAAAAAAAAAAGACAUGUACAGCGCACAGGCAGAUUUCCCGGUAUAUUAUAUAUACUAUGUAGUCACACAAAUAUAUGUGCACAAUUCAAACAAUCAUCGUAUAAAUCCAGAGAAUAUACUCUUUCUUUAGCUUGAUGUAGAAAGAUGAAAUAGCUCUGAGUAUAACCCUCACAGUUAGAGCAACAAAAAAAAGUGGUAUAAUUAAAGAAGAGUACGUGUACAACUAUUGUGUCAAUGAAUGCACUUUAAAUGGUGAAAUUAUCAAAUAAUGUGACAGCCCUAAUUACACCAUUCCGACUGGUUUUGUCCUCAUCUGCCAAAGAUCAGGUUGAAGUGAAAAGAGCCUUUAGGAUUUUAAUUUACUCCAUUUUUCUUCUUUUAUUCAUUUCAGUGUUUCAAAUUCAGUGAGCCAUCAUUGUCAUAUUACUGCCAGGCCACUUGAGGCCCUCAGACUUCAUCAUGAAAUCUUUCCAUUUAAGAGUGCCCAUUAGAAGUCACUUAAUAAAUGAUCAGCAUUAGACUGCCGAUCCCUUGUUGUGCUUUUAGAAACGUUCUUCGAGCAUAUGAAGCUAAAGAGAGGUUUGGUUAACUAAAGUAUGACAGUCACAUUUUUCAUUCUGAUUGAAGGUGGCAUGAAUGAGUUAAUUGCAUUCUGGAUCUGGGAAUGCUGAAAACGGGUAUAUGUAAAAGCAUUAAAGCAUUCUUCUGCAGUGAAAUGGAAAUAAUUGUGUCACGCUGAGAGAAAGGAAUGGAAAGAAUCACACAAAAAAGAACUAGAUAAAUGUUAUUGGAACGGUGUGUUCGUUGGUUUGAAAUGAACGGUGGUGACCUUGAGGGUGAAGCAUUCUCAGCACAAAGCAACAUGACAGCGGUAAAGUGAUGGACACACAUAUACCGACAAUCAUGCCAAAUUUGAAUAUUCCCCCCCCCCCCUUCAGGUCAAAGUUAGCAAAUGCCUACAGAAAAGAAAGAAAACAGUUGAGCUUGGCAAUCAUAAAUUUCAAACACUCAAUAUAGUUAUGAUGGCAAAUCCAAUUUGGGUCGAUUUGGGGAUUGUGAACACCAGUGAACACUUGAUGUUUCUCGGUCUCAAUAUGGCGGCUGACUUCUUCCACAACAGAAAAUUGGAUGCCAAGUAGUGAAAAUCAGCUAAUUCCCCAUUAGUAGGUUUAUAACCACCUAAAGGUGCUAUCAAAUCACAGCAAAGUUCUACAUGAAGCUCCUCAACUCAUUUAAACGUUGUUUCUGGGCACAACGAUGCCAAAAGAUGGCACCAAAACAAUAUUUUUAUUUUUGGCAGAGCUUUGGCCUGAGCACGGAAAUGAAUUAUAAAUUUAUGGGCAACAGGAAAAGCUCUUGGGUUUUUAUUCUUCUCCCAGGGCUAAUUUUAGACGAUCGGAUAGAAUAGAAUGUUGGAGAACCAAAACCAUGAAAGAUCUGGGCUAGCAUUUUUUAUGUCGCUUAUCUCCUUGGGUUUUAAAGUACGUAUAUGUCUUGUAUUUUGCUUGGCUAGCUAACCAGGCUUAGUGCUAACUUGGACCUGUUUGCAUCCUCUUCCAUUUCUUUAGACAUUACAAAUACAAAUCCUAAGCCUAAUUAGGAUACAUAAACAUGAAUUUAGCUAGCUUAAAUGUUCCGGAAUCAAAUAGUACAAAUUCCCACGCCGCUAAGUAUGAUUUUCUCCUUCAAUAAAUGUUUCUUUCAGUGUAGUGGAAGGAAUCCAAGAGGGACUUUGUUUUUAUACAUAUCAUUCUGGGUUCCAACUACUGUGUAGUUGGUGUACUGACAAAUUCUUACGUUAGCUUAGCUCUUGGCUCUUGACGCAUACGUUCGCAUGACAUGACUUCACGACCUCUUUUGCAAACACCGAGACAUUCGAGCAUGCACUGCUGCAUUAACUACCCUUAGAUUCAUGUCUAUUUUUAUAUUGAACCUUUUAGAAUGGUUACUGCCACGCUCUCCUGGGUCAGUGUUGACAUUGCGGACUUCCAGUAGCCACCUCUGUCAUAUGGCUUUGAUAGAUGCAUAUCGAAGCUGCCCUAUCUUAAAGAGAGGUGACCGGUCAGAAUCAAAUUGAGAUUAUAAACAUCAAUGACCGCGACGGCGUUGUCGCACAUGAAUGCAUUUGAAAAUGUCAAACACGUCAUAUGUGUAGCUGUACUCUGUUUGAUUAAAAAACAAAAUUAAAAACUUUUUUUCUGUCUA